Molecule: messenger RNA, 954 nt
Organism: Mycena citricolor
Lineage: Eukaryota; Fungi; Basidiomycota; Agaricomycetes; Agaricales; Mycenaceae
Source: the annotation of a GenBank genome assembly
UCGCAUCCACCGUGACCACCUUGCACUCUCCACGCCACUGCACGCGUUUGCCGCGCGGCUGUACGACGAGGAGGCAUAAAUCAGUGAGGCUCAGCCGCGUGGCAGAGUGUGAAGUCUAUCACUCGCACUGUCAUGGCCCCUCACUUCGAAACUGUCAAGUCUUUUGCAGACGUGGAACUAAAGAACGGAUCCGAUGCGGUCGAUACGGAAGGAUUUCUGCUAGCGUCAGAUGGGCUAGUGGCCAUGUUCGACCUGCUCGGUGCCGGCGUGUUCUCGUUCGUCCAGAUCGAUCUUCGAAACAACAUUGCUGGCGUGCGCCAGCGAUACGAAUCCCACGCCUCAAACUCGACCAGCUUGGAGGACCUUGUACGCAACGAGCAUGCGGAGGGGCAAAAGCACGCCGCUGCUUGCCUUACACGUCUCAUCCGGGGUCUGGCAUUCACGUGCCUCGCGCUCCAGACGACGCAGUCCGAACCGUCCUGCGCCUUGCAUGUGUGUUUUCGGCGCGCUUACGAUGUCGUUCUCAAGCACCAUCACACUUUCCUCGUGCGCUCUGUGGUGACUAUCGCCAUCCGUGCUGUGCCUCGCCGGGACCAGUUCUACGCCGCGUUAUGUCAGGGCGGGGAUCGCGAGAAGUUUGAGCAGGAGCUGAGGAGGUGGCUGGAUGGGCUGGAAGGGAUCGUAAAGCGGACCAAGCUGUUUCUGGAGGACGGGGGGUAUGGCCGGGUCUGAUGUGUUCUAGGGUUCGCUCUUUGGACGUGUCAAAGGAUGGUCGAGCAGACACAUCCAGGACUCGAGGCGUCUUCUGGAUCUUUGCCGGGACAGGAAUGCUGAUUGCUCAUAGUAUCAGAACUGUAGGGCUGACGGAUAGUUGAUUCUUCGAAGAAAAAAAGUCUGAUUUGAUUGUCCCUCGCUAGAAGGAUGAACCCACUGAGAACCAGUGAAAAGCUGUAC